This is a messenger RNA of Sungouiella intermedia, 1647 nucleotides long. The record is from the annotation of a GenBank genome assembly. Lineage: Eukaryota; Fungi; Ascomycota; Pichiomycetes; Serinales; Metschnikowiaceae.
AUGGGAAUUUGGGCAGGUCUCAAGAGAGCACUUGAAGGACCAGAGAUUACUGAGUCCUAUAGACGGAGAAACAAUCCUGCCGGUACAUCGGACCAGAACUCUACAGGUAGUUCUACAGGAAAAGAAGGUGGAUUGAAUGUUCAUGAGACUGAGGUUUCGGAAGACCUUCCUUAUAUCGACAUUCAGGUGAAAUUGACACCAGAAGAGAUUGCAAGAAGAGAAAAAUCUGUUAUUUUCAAGAUCAGAAAGUUCUUUUGGGAUGGUACCGGAAAGCAUCCUAAGGAACAGAAGUAUUUGGCUAAACUUGACUUCUUCUUGUUGAGUUCUUCCAUGUUCGGUUACUUCAUCAAGAACUUGAAUCAGUCCAAUAUUGCUACUGCCUACGUUAACGGAAUGGACGAAUACUACAAAAUGGAACAUAACCAGUAUAACUACAUGGUUACCUUGUGGACCGUUGGAUACAUUAUCGGCCAAAUUCCUUCUAAUCUUAUUUUGCACAGAAUUUCGGCAAGAUACUACUUGGGUGGUUUGGAGAUCACUUGGGCUUUGUUAACUGUGUUGAUGAUCACAUGUAAGAACUUGCCAUCUGUGUAUGCGUUGAGAUUUUUCCUUGGUUUGUUGGAGUCGGGUUUCUUCCCCGGAAUGGAAUACUUGGUCGGUAGUAAUUAUAGUGCGGCUGAACUUUCUACUAGAAGUGCCUACUUUGCAGUGGCUGGAAAUGCUGCCGGUUUGAUAUCGGGUCCGUUGCAACAGGGACUUUUGAAGAGAUUUGCACAUUCAUCAAUGCCUCCAUUCAAGUGGAUGUUUGUUUUUGACGCUAUUAUCUCUUUGCCCGUGGGUAUCUACACUAUGAUGGUGGACCCCAAUACCCCAUCGACCACCGACGCUUGGUACUUCACUGAGGAAGAUAGACUUGUUGGUUUGGAGAGAAGAAGACUUAUCGGAGCAGAGUUGAACACUCGUCAGAAAUAUACCUGGCCCAAAAUUAAAUCGUUCUUCAGCACCUGGCAUCUUUAUGUUUUCCCUCUCUUGUUCUUGGCCUACAACAAUGCCUGUGCUGUUGCAUCUCAGCCAGCUUUCACUACUUGGAUGAAGCUUGACUUGAAGGUGAGCAGUUACGUUUAUAAUACCUAUCCUACCAUUUUGAGUGCUUCAGCCAUUUUUGUGACGUUGGUAUUGGCAUACUCUCAUAAUUUCAUUGGAGGAAAGAAGAAUCACUUCUACGUUUACGGCUUCUUUAUUCCGCUGAUGAUCGGAUGUGCUUUGCUUGCUCACUGGAAGAUCCCUAGAGGGCUUCAUUGGUUCUGUUACUUCUUGGUUGGCAUUCCUCCUUCGUUCGGCCAGCCUUUCAUCUACUCUUGGGUUAACAGGCUUUUGUUCCAAGAUGAUAUGAAGAGAAACUUCGUCGUUGUCUGUACGAACACUUUGGCGUACGUUACUGGUGCUUGGGUUCCUAUCUUUGUGUGGAACACCCAGGAUAAGCCAGUGUACCACAUUGGUUUCACAUACACCGCGUGCUUGAAUGCUUUUGGUGCUGUUUUGACACUGUUGGCGUGUUACUUCACCCGCAGAGAUACUAAGAGGGCUAAGGAGUUGGAAGAUGAUGCUGAAAAGAACUCCAUUUCUCUUGUCAGUGACAAAGAGUAG